Annulohypoxylon truncatum is the source of this 2112-nucleotide messenger RNA. Its product is annotated as MFS general substrate transporter. Bases 379 to 2112 code for a protein of 577 amino acids. Gene Ontology annotation, molecular function: transmembrane transporter activity. The transcript is spliced from 5 exons. NCBI's taxonomy places the organism in Eukaryota, Fungi, Ascomycota, Sordariomycetes, Xylariales, Hypoxylaceae. The record is from RefSeq and is a predicted model, not a curated record. Gene Ontology annotation, biological process: transmembrane transport.
GUAGACACGGCGGUAUUCUAAACCAGCUUCUAGAAGAGUUUCAUUAUCGAGUUGCCCUCUAUGUGGAUUCAACCGGAGCUAGCAGGCGUACUCGGAUUCACAUGUACUCGAAUUCAGAUUACUGAAUCGAUGAUACGUGGGAAUCUGUUAGCUUACAUAUCUAUGAAUGGCCGAUUCACGGACAUGGGGGUAUCGUAUUUUAUCAUGGUGUUUCCAAUUGGGAGUAUGCGCUCAGGGCCAACUCCUGAUUGAGGACGAGAGAGACAGUAUAGAUAAAGUAUAAUACCAACCCACAGGCUUCUCCUAGAGUAAUGGGAGAAGGUUGCUUCGUUCAUAUCUUUCGAAAUAAACGUGGCAACGCAAGUCAAUCUCUACACGAUGCUCCCACCUACCACGAUAAUCUCAAGACCAGACCAACAUAGCAAACAGAAUGGACCAAGACUCAUGGACCACGAUGAGGCCACUCAAAGCAUGUCUUCUCUCGAAGCCGCGACAGCAACGCCGGAAAAGGGCUCCGUGAUGGAGGUCCAGUGUCAAGCUGUGGGACCAACAGCGGAGCUCCAAGACCAAACGCAACGUCUGCCAUUCCCACGGCUUAUAACCGCAUAUUUAUGUUUGGCUGGGAUAUAUUUCAUAUCGAUCCUCGAUAUCAACUCUGUAGCUACUGCCCUACCAUCGAUAUCGACUUCGUUACACGCCGGCAAUACUAUUACAUGGACCGGGACAGCUUACGUGAUGGGCCAAACGGCAUUUCAACCAUUAUACGGACGCCUAUCCGAUAUCUUCGGCCGCAAGGUGGUCCUGAUGGCCUGUAUAGGAUUCCUCAUCGUCGGAGACAUCCUCUGCGGAUUUGCUCAGAACGUUAUAUGGCUUUAUACAUGUCGUGCUCUGAGCGGCAUUGGCGGUGGUGGUAUUAGCUCGCUAGUACAGAUUACCGCUAGUGACUUGGUCAGCCUGAAGGAUCGCGGAAAAUAUCAAGGAAUACUGAGCUCUGCCAUAGGCUUGGGGGCGAGUACCGGUCCUUUCAUCGCGGCCGGUAUCAUGGCAAAUUCCAGAGACGGUUGGAGAUGGAUCUUUUGGGUCCCUCCAAUACUUGCUACUGCUUGUAUGGCCUUGAUGUGGGUAUUCUUACCCCUGAAACCUGUGACGGGUAGUUGGUCAGAAAAGAUACGGAAGAUAGAUUGGUUUGGACUAUUCACGGUAGUAACCGGUGUGCUAUUCCUUAUAAUACCCAUCAACUCGGGCGGAAGUACAUUCCCAUGGAAUGACGCCGUCAUCAUUUCGCUGUUGGUAUUAGGAGGCACAUUCAUCAUCCUCUUCUGUGUGGUCGAAAUUCGGAUUGCCAAACUCCCCAUGAUACCAGUGCGUUUAUUCAAUCAGGUAUCGACGAGUGUUAUCUACUUGCAAAGCGCUUUGUAUAAUGGAGUGUGGCAAAUAGACUUGUACUUCUUACCCAUGUAUUUUCAGGACGUCAGGGGGUAUAGCCCAUUGCAAAACGCGAUGCUAAUGCUGCCCCUACUUCUCACCCAGAGCAUUGCUGGAGUAGUGGCGGGUCAAAUUACGUCUAGGCUUGCUAGGCCUGGUCCUGUGAUAUACGGCGGGUUGGCGUUAUGGACGUUGGGCGCAGGCUUGAAAGUAAUCUUUUCGCAGACGACUCCUAUCGGCGUCUAUGUGAUAGCGUUGAUAAUCGAAGGUGCUGGUGUCGGAUUUAUUCUUCAACCAGCUCUCGUCGCUUUGCAAGCUUUAUCCAAAUCAGAGGAUCGCGCCGUAGCGACAUCGACACGAAACCUAAUGCGCAUGCUCGGGUCGGUUUUUAGCUUGGCAAUUGCAACUACGGUCCAAUACCAGUUCAUGAAGUCAGGAUUGUCUGACACCAUCCCGUCAGAUAUUCGGUCUCGCGUGAUUGAGGGGUUAUGGCGAAAGGGUGAACCUGAGUCGGAAAUGUGGGAAUCCCUGAUACUCGACGCCAAAUUUAGGGGUGUGCAUGCUGUGUUCGUUAUGAUGGUUCCAAUGAUGGCAGUAUGCCUCCUGGGCUGUUUAUUUAUCCCAAAUGUACGAUUAAAGGGAGAUCCAAAGGUAAAUGACGAGAAGGAAAAACGGGGACAAAAUUGA